Molecule: messenger RNA, 2250 nt
Organism: Galendromus occidentalis (western predatory mite)
Lineage: Eukaryota; Metazoa; Arthropoda; Arachnida; Mesostigmata; Phytoseiidae
Gene: HBS1
Product: translation elongation factor EF-1alpha (GTPase) HBS1
Exons: 8
Coding region: 150-2198 (682 amino acids)
Molecular function (GO): GTPase activity; GTP binding
Source: RefSeq, a predicted model, not a curated record
GGUGUUAUGAAGCAGAGAAAUCGAGCAAUUGUAUCGCUGAAGUCGGAUUUGUCUAUAUCUGCGAGCGAAAGAAGAUUCUGUGCAUAGUGUUCUAGCCCCUCUGUGUGAGUUGAUAUAGGAUCUACUUGUGUGAAAAUCAGAAACUCACAAUGGCUCGGCACCGGAACAUUCGAACCAUGGCCUAUGAAGAGGAUCUCGACGACUACACCAGCGAUGAUUACGGAAGCUCGCUGGACAAUGGCUGCGUUACACCAGAGACGGAAAACAUGUACACAUAUGCCAGAGAGCGGCACGAAUCCGUUUCCAAAAUUUGGGAACCUCAGCAACCGCCAGUCCAGGAAGAAGAUGAGCAAGAGCCUGGAGAGAUGUUCGAAAUGGACGACGUGAAAGAUACCGGUCAAGGCGCGACAGGAGAUUCAGAAAAACUCUCAAAAUGCCUCAAGUCGAUGAGGAGCGUCAUCGGGAAUUCCGUGGCAGAGGGAACCCUCCGCGAGGCCGCUAUAAGUCAAAAUUUCGAUCCCGAUAGAGCUCUGGAUGUUGUCUUCGAUCGCCAGGGAGGUGCAUCGAAAGCAGCCGCGCCUCAAGCCAACCCAGAAUCUCAAAAAGCACAAGCAUCUCAGUCCAAACAGACGGAUCCGAAUCAGCACAAUUUCCAGACAGUACCACCUGUCGAAACGCCCACUCGAAUCACAUUCAACGGCAAGGAUCCGGGCCCCAAAAACGCGAAGAAAUCGAAAGCCGUGGCCACAAAGGACCCGAAGGAGCCGAAAGUCGAGUUGAAAGUCGAGUCGAAAGCGGUCCCGAGGAAGCUCUCUCCGGACACUCCGAGAUCAACUGCUUCGCCUAAAGUUCCCAGAACGCCCAGACUGGAUCCCAAAGCUAUUCAAGAUCUCUACGAUAAAGAGCGGACUUCUAUGAAGCCUUUGUUGAACCUCGUGGUCGUUGGGCAUGUUGACGCUGGGAAGAGUACCCUCAUGGGGCAUCUUCUGUACCUUACUGGGAACGUCAGCAAGAAAACUAUGGCGAAAUACGAACACGAAUCGAAGAAGCAGGGCAAAGCUUCCUUUGCCUACGCUUGGGUCUUGGACGAGACAUCCGAAGAGCGCACCAGAGGAAUAACAAUGGACAUGGCUUACGCCAAAGUAGAGACUGAGCACAGAUGCAUCAACAUACUUGACGCUCCCGGCCACAAGGACUUCAUUCCGAAUAUGAUAACCGGAGCCGCCCAAGCUGAUGUGGCCAUCCUAGUCGUCGAUGCAACCAGAGGAGAGUUCGAAACUGGUUUCGAGCUCGGGGGCCAAACUCGGGAGCACACGAUGCUCGUGAGGUCCUUGGGCGUCGCACAACUUUCGGUGGCUGUGAACAAGCUCGACACGUGCCAGUGGUCCGAGGAACGCUUCAAUGAAAUCAUAAGUGCACUGAAACCCUUUUUAAAGCAAACCGGCUUCGUCGAGUCGAUGGUUUCGUUCGUUCCGUGCAGCGGAUUGACCGGUGUCAAUCUCCAUGAACGCAGCCAGCUCCCGCAGUUGACCAAAUGGUACAAAGGACCCUGUCUCCUGGAGACUAUUGAUAAAAUGGAACCGCCGCCACGGCCGAUCACAAAGCCACUCCGAAUGUGUGUCGCUGAUGUUUUCAAAGGCAUGCAGUCCGGAGUCAGCGUCGGAGGGAAAAUCGAGUCCGGUUGCAUGUCUCAAGGCGACAAAUUCAUCAUCAUGCCAUCUCAGGAGCCUUGUGUCGUCAAAUCUCUGCUGAUCGACAAUUUGCCGCAUAAUCGUGCAUUUGCCGGGGAUAACGUUAUCGUGAACCUCGACAAGUGUGAACCCUCGCAAAUUUGCUUUGGAUCUGUGAUAUGCGACGCAAAUGAGCCGAUUCGGGCCGUGUCGAAGUUCGAGGCGAAAGUUGUGAUCUUCAACAUCGAUAUACCUGUCAUCAAGGGCUCUCCCGUGGUGUUGCAUUUCCAGUCAUUGAGCGAACAGGCUUGCUUCGGGAGACUCCUCAAAGAACUCAAUAGGAACACGGGAGAAGUCGUCAGAGAGAAGCCUAGAUACUUGAGCAAGAACAGCAGUGGCGUGGUCGUAAUCAAGGUUGCCCGACCGAUCUGUGUCGAACGCUACCAGGACUCCAAGGAACUCGGCCGAAUAACCUUGCGACAGUCAGGGAACACGAUCGCUGCUGGUGUAGUUACAGCUUUGUUAUGAUGAGGGACACCGUUGCUUUUGUUGAUGCUAAUAAAUAUCAGAGUCUCUUCCC